Messenger RNA from Neurospora hispaniola, 865 nucleotides. RefSeq lists its product as uncharacterized. The record is from RefSeq and is a predicted model, not a curated record. The transcript has a single exon. Lineage: Eukaryota; Fungi; Ascomycota; Sordariomycetes; Sordariales; Sordariaceae. The coding region runs from base 291 to 647 and encodes 118 amino acids.
UAUGUACCGCCCCAUUUUCCUACCAAUCACGAUUCGUUGGGUUGUCGAGGAUAUGCUUGCCCACACUACCUUGUCGUCGAGGGACCUGCAGUGGCCUUGCCUGCCCAGACUGGAUGGAUUCUUUGGAAUCACCACGAGCAUUCACAUGUUUGGACCUACUUUGUAGCUCGAGAUCGACGCCUGCAAUGCGCUCCAUUGCACCUCGCACACAUUUACUUUUUGAUUUUCUUACUUUUCUUCCCUUCUAGGAGCUUGCAUCACCGAGAGACGUUGGCUUCUCCUGCAGUGGUAUGUACCGCGCCUCUGGUUUUCAUUUUGCUUUGUUUGCUGCACCGGUUUCAUGGCACUGCUGGCCUCCAACUGAAAAGCAGAGCAGCAUCAAAAUAAUCAUUAUCCUCGACCAUCUUCUCUUGGCAGAUCUCUCUACCCCCCCCUCGUCCUCUCUGGUGCCUUGUACAACCCCAUACGAGGCAAGUGGUGAGACAACCAAACGCAAGUCAUUGACACUUUGUGUACAAGCCUCCACCAAUUGCACUGCAAUUAAAGUUAUACAUUUUUUUUUUGCAGAUCAAAACUACCUAUCUAUAGCUUGGGUGCCUCGGUACGCCUUUGACAGCUGCGGGCGGCUGCGACUCUCAUGCUCCUAAUGUACAUACUUCGACGCAAUACUUACUACCUAGGUAGGUAUAAGAGCACUGGUGCGCGGCCUGGUGGGUGUAAGGAGAAUUUGAAGGAUUUGAAAGCCUGGAUCAACUGAUGAGGGCUUGGAUACACCUUCUAUUAAGAGCAAGACGCUUGGUAGGGGACAAGAAGACACCAGAAGCUUGCUUACGACUCGUCUCUUCCUUAGCUGCAUGAAUAAAAC